This is a messenger RNA of Spodoptera litura, 1876 nucleotides long. RefSeq lists its product as uncharacterized. Lineage: Eukaryota; Metazoa; Arthropoda; Insecta; Lepidoptera; Noctuidae. The record is from RefSeq and is a predicted model, not a curated record.
CAACGGCAGGACGAUCAAACGCGUCUGAGCACUCGCUCAUUUACGUUACGUAAAAUGGCCAGCAGAAUAUUUCUGUUGUGCCUGUUUGUUUCGUGUCUGACUGUGAAUUAUAUAGAAUGUGGUAGAGGCGGGGGAAGGAGCCGAGGAGGGAGCGGUGGCAGAAGCAGAGGAGGUUUCUCUUUUGGCUUUGGUUCUUCGAGCCACGGUUCUAAGCACAGUUGGGGCUCAAGCUCUUCAUCGUCUUCACAUGGCUACCCCUCAUCAUCAUCAGGACUUUCGGGAUCAGGAUCACACGGAUAUCCUUCAUCGUCCUCUGGUUUAUCUGGUUAUGGGUCCGGCCGUCAUUCAUACCCUUCGUCGUCAUCAGGGUUAUCUGGAUAUGGUUCUAACUCACACACAUAUCCAUCAUCGUCCUCAGGAUUGUCUGGAUACGGCUCUGGUGGUAAAUAUUCCUCAUCAUCUUCUGGAUCUACAUGGCACUUUGGAUCAUCUAGUUACCCGUCAUCAUCAUCAGGACUGUCUGGCUCUGGGUCGAGUUACAGACCUACGUCGAAUCACCAUUAUUACCAUACCAACGUGCCGUACUCCUCACACCCAACAACAUACUACUCUGCACCGCAGUACGUAUAUGUACAGGAUUAUAGAAACUCCGACAGUCGUUACGGAGACUUGCUGACUGGUUUGUCGCUGUACAACCUCGGCCGCUCACACAGUCACUACCAUAACCACUACUAUUAUGACGAUUACUACAGACACAGGUAUGAUACCCCAUCAUACGGUUCCUCCUACUACAGAUCACAGAACAAACCACAAGACGAAGCAAAUUGCGUACUGAAAGUAAAAGAAAACGGACGAGAGGAAGCGCUGAAAAUACCUUGUGAAAUUGUUUCAACCUUUACUCAAGAUAGUAAAAAAGUGGAUCUACCGCAGCAAACUCAGGUGAAUAAAACUAAGUGUACGACAACUAUUACCAACAAGCCAGUGCCAGUAACUACAACAUCCACUACGACAACGACAACGACGACGACGGCCAAACCAUUUAAUGAUUUUCCAGAUAAUUUCGACAACCUUUCAUUGAACGAAAUGUUGGCUUACGCCGAUGCGGUCGGGAAAAUGACGUUAGCGCCAAACGGUACUCUUAUAAUGCCACCGAUAAGCCCUCGUCCACAGUCUAUUCCAAGCUUUACCUUGCCAGAGUGGGAACCCACGAAGGCUGUAACCACCACGGAGCCACCGCACCCACCUGUAACGACAGUGACUACAGAGACUUCAUCAGUGAACGGUACUGUAUCAUACAUCACCAAGACGGUAACAACUAACGCAACUAUGGUGAAUGUGACAGUGUGUACAACUAAUUCGACAUUUGUUGAUCCUUUGAGUGCAAAAGGGCCACCGGUAGACCCUAACAAUAUGGAGUGUGCCGUAGAAAUUCAAACAAAAGACGCUUAUUUACGUAAUGGUGUCGAUUGUAAAACUUUAAUGAAAUACGCCAAAAUGCCGGAGCCAAAGCCGGACACUGGCAUAUUACCCCCUAGAGAAAAACUGAAAACGUGGUUAGACAACCCUCCAUGGUGGAUGUCACUGUUUAUUGCUGUGUAAAUUAAGUACAAAAGUGGUGUUUGACAGUUUAAGCGUGUUUCAACUGUCAUUAAUUUGUUAUUUAUGUUACGAGUACCUAAUGGAUAAAUACGUUGAAUGCUCUUUAUUUUAUGUACAUUAUUUUAUCUACAUGUAUACAGGAUAAAUAAUAAUGAUUUAAAACGGAAUGUACAGGAUAAGUUUUUAGCUAUUGUUAGCAAGAAGUAGGUACAUAUAUAGCUACUAUCAAACAAAUAAAUGAAUACAUACGUACUUAGGUAUUAUUGGUAUAUAUAUU